AUGUGUGCAAGGUCGCGGCUUUGGUAUUGCUACUCAACUGCUCAUCACACUGAUCUCUCUCUUCAACCUUCAAGAUCAAUGGAAGCCGAGCAGAGAAAUAAUGGGAUGACCUUGAACGGACCCUUGCUGCUUGACGAGCAGCAAAAUCAUCUGAAUAGUGAAGAAACACCAAGUGAUUUGGGCCAAGCCAGAAAUGGCUCCGCGUCCUUCCUCAAGACCUGUCUCAAUGGCCGCAAUGCGUUAUCAGGAGUUGGAUUACUCUCCAUUCCAUAUGCUCUAGCUUCUGGAGGAUGGCUCAGCUUAAUUCUUUUAUUCUUCAUCGCGAUGGCAACGUUAUACACAGGUGCAUUGAUCAAAAAAUGCUUGGAUAUGAACUCAGAUAUAAGAACCUAUCCAGAUAUAGGCGAGCGUGCUUUUGGAAGGAAAGGAAAGCUUGCAGUAUCCAUAGCCAUGUACUCAGAGCUCUACUUGGUUGCAACAGGAAUGAUAAUUUUAAUAGGGGAUAACUUAAACUAUAUAUUCCUUGAUAUCGUCAUUGAAAUAGCAGGCUUGUCAAUUGGUGGAAAACAAUUCUUUGUGAUACUCACAGGCCUUAUUAUCAUGCCUUCGGUUUAUUUGGAUGAUUUAAGCCUUCUCUCCUAUGUAUCUGCAAGUGGGGUAUUUUCUUCUGUUAUAGUUAUUCGCUUCUUAUUAUGGAUCGCAACAGUAGAUGGAGUCGGAUUUCACUGCAGUGGGACCCUUAUUAAUUGGAGUGGCAUGCCCACAGCUGUUAGCUUAUAUGCCUUUUGUUACUGUGCCCAUCCAGUGUUCCCUACCUUACAUAAUUCCAUCAAAAACAAAUCCCAAUUCUCCAAUCUCUUGCUGAUAUGCUUUGUGUUAAGCACUACUGGCUAUGCAUCGAGGGCUAUUAUUGGUUACGUGAUGUUUGGCUCAGACGUAAAAUCAGAGGUCACAUUAAAUCUGCCAGUAAAAAAGUUAACUUCAAAAGUUGCAAUAAUAUGUAUUACUGUGCUGAGUCCACUAUGA
Neltuma alba is the source of this 1026-nucleotide messenger RNA. RefSeq names its product amino acid transporter AVT1I-like. Gene Ontology annotation, cellular component: vacuolar membrane. Lineage: Eukaryota; Viridiplantae; Streptophyta; Magnoliopsida; Fabales; Fabaceae. The coding region runs from base 1 to 1026 and encodes 341 amino acids. The transcript has 3 exons. The record is from RefSeq and is a predicted model, not a curated record. Gene Ontology annotation, biological process: amino acid transmembrane transport. Gene Ontology annotation, molecular function: L-amino acid transmembrane transporter activity.